Messenger RNA from Arxiozyma heterogenica, 552 nucleotides. RefSeq names its product Mlc1p (gene MLC1). NCBI's taxonomy places the organism in Eukaryota, Fungi, Ascomycota, Saccharomycetes, Saccharomycetales, Saccharomycetaceae. The transcript has a single exon. The coding region runs from base 1 to 552 and encodes 183 amino acids. Gene Ontology annotation, biological process: mitotic actomyosin contractile ring assembly. The record is from RefSeq and is a predicted model, not a curated record. Gene Ontology annotation, cellular component: myosin II complex. Gene Ontology annotation, molecular function: calcium ion binding.
AUGAACAAUCCUUCUAUAGGUAUACACAUCUCGGUAUUAUAUCACCGUUCUUAUUAUCAUUAUAACCACAACCACAAUUACCAUUGUUUGUUUUUUCCUGCAUAUAUCAUGUCCACUAACAAUAAAGAUAUCUUCACUCUAUUUGAUAAGAAAGCACAGGGGUCCAUUGACAGUUCUAUGGUAGGUGACUAUCUUAGAGCCAUAGGUUACAAUCCAACUAAUAAACAGGUCCAGGAUUUGAUAGACUCACAAGAUAACAGCGCCAGUAACGGCACUUUCACAUUGGAUCAAUUGGAACAGUUGAUCUCUGACAAUCAACAACUAUUGGAUUCUACCACACAAAGCAAAGUCGAGGACUUCAUAAAGGCGUUCCAGGUCUUCGAUAAAGAUAACACCGGAAAAGUUACUGUCGGUGACUUGAAAUAUAUGUUGACUGGUCUUGGUGAAAAACUAAGCGAUGAUGAAGUGGAGGAAUUAUUAAAAGGUAUUGAUGUGGAUUCUGAUGGUGGAAUUGAUUAUAGAAAGUUUAUUGAAGAUAUAUUAAGACAAUAA